AAGCAUCGGGACGUCGAGCGUCGUUUCUCUCCGUUCCCAACGUCACGAACGUAAACUCUCAAAAUACACUCGAAAACUCGGCGAUCAAGAAACUCAAUUAAAGAAACUUUUCCGCAAUUUAAGACAACGCGAUCGCGAGAAGAAUUGCCACCAAACAUGUGAUUAUAACAAUACUAUGAGCCUCAAUCACCAAGAUUCAGAGAUCGGACAAAGUCCUGGCUGUGAUCCAAAAACUAGCAAAAGAAACAGCGGUUUAUUUGCUUUCUUGAAAUGGUUUAAACCCUCGACUUCUCGCGAAUCCAUAGACACUCAAAAUUCCAGCAGUUGUGAGAGCUUGAAUUCGAUACAAAGCAGCGGAACAGUCGCCUCCUUUUCCUACGUCCCUCCGAAUGACUACACGAAUAAAGUGAGCGAAAAGUGCAUCGUCCCAGGGCCUGAGACGGACACCUACAGAGCAAGACUCAAACAAAGGGACAAGAGGCGCGAAAACGACAAAAACACCACUUUGCGCAAAAAAUACAACUUAUUUUUCAACCGCGAGACGCUACUCAAGCCGGCCACAAAAGACGAAGAAGACGAAAAUUCCAAAAGCCUCCCCCUGAUGACGCGCCCCUCUAUGGAAGAAGAGGAAAAAGCGCACCGGAGAACGAACAGUGAGUCAUCCAAAACGAAAAAAGCGGGGGCUUACCUCCACGUCAAGGGCAAACGGCGAGCCCCCCAGCCCCCCACCACCCCCAACACCUCCACCAUGAGCCUCCGCAGGAAGAAGCGACUGGCUCCUCCGCCCCCCAGUCUGGAAAAAAUCAAAAAUACCCCAGAGUCGGAAAUCAUUUUCAACGAUUCGUUAAAAUUAGACCACGGCAUUCUAAAACCGGCUAAAGAGACAGCUUCGGAGACAAAAUCGAGCGUGUGUGAGACCCCCGUCUCACCUAGACCUUGGUACAAGAGGACCUCGAGCACCAAAGCCGAAGAAAAGCGCAAAUCGGGGAUGAGCUUCCUGACGAACAUCAGUGAACUCGACCGCGAAGCGUCCGAAAUAGUCCGAAAAGAGCACCAAAAAAACGGAAACGACUUGCAGGAAAUACCGCAGUUCAUGCGACCAAAAGAAGAAGCAAAAAUAAACACGGAUAGCUGGGCGUCCCCGAAAAGGCGCUCCGCUAAGGAUCUCAUCGCCAAGUUCAAUGCCAUCACCAGCGUGACCAAAGCCACAGUGUUUGGAGUCGCCCAGAACCAGAAGAAGGAUUAUUUCGGCCGCAGGACGAGUCUCCUCACUGAAGAGCGCAAACAGGAGAGUCUCCUCGAAAACCACAAGAAGCGAAUCGAGCAAAUCGACCGGAAAGUCAACCCUUUGAUGAAGUCCGAAAGUGCUAGUGCCAUUAAACCCAAGCCGGAAACGCCAAAAGUCGACCGAAAAAAUUGGAACUGUCCCAAAUGUUCGAUCGAGAAUGACUACUGGAGGAUCAUUUGCCACGUCUGCUCGACCAUCAAGCCCUAUUUCGAUGACUUUUCCGCAACGAAACCCGAAGAAAAACCUCCCGAAAAAACACCAGAGAAAGCGUUCGAACGGGCCAAGACCCAAAUCGGGUUCUCGGCCCUUGCGUCCUACAACCUCAAGAAGAAAAUCGAAAAGUCGGUCUCACUCGAUGAGGACAAAGUUGACAAAAAUGAAGAACGGGAAAAACUGAAGAAAAUGUUGAUCGAAAUGAAAAACUCACUCCCGAAACGCAAGUCAAACAUUUUAAUGAAGCAGAACAGUCGGCAGAGUGUCAUAGAAGAGAACCCGGAACAAGACGAAAAAACUGAAGAUAACAAGUCACAGGACGAAAAAGUUGUGGAAAUCGUAAUUGGGACCACUGAGACAAUCUACGAGAAUAUCAAAGUGAAGAAGAGUGAGACCCCAAAACCGGUCAAAAUAUCGGUUUCGGCUCAAACGAAUGCCGUCAAGCUUGAGAAAACGAGCGAUCUCGAAACACCAAAGUCGAUUUUACGUGAGGCAGAACCAAAAGUUAAAGAGAUGCCGAAAGAACAAGAGAAAAAAUCUGAGGUGUCCAAACAAGCCACACCGCCGCAACCAGACAGAAAAAACAACCUGGAGUUGCCCAAACCCGCCCCAAAAAUGGAACAGGAGAAAAAAACUAAUUUCGAACUAAUGAGACCCAAAGACUUUGAGAAUAUCUACAGCGACCCUAAUGGGCAAUCCCCGGCCCGGAUUUACGCCAAUUUGGCCCGAAACGACGAACUUUCGCUGUUUUUCAACAUGCCGAAGCGCCUGACCGAGCUGAAAAAUAAUCUACAGGGCGACAAAAACACCGACACUAUUGAAAUCAACCGACUUUUGAAGCGGCUGGAAACCUCGAUAGCUAAGGGAGAAUUGACUGAAGCGGCGAUAUAUGCCAAAGAAUUGGCCCAAUUGAAGGUGAAUUGUUCGGUGGUGAGGCAAAAACCGGUGAAUCCCAAUGGCAAAAAGCAAGGAUUCAGUAUUGAAAUGUUUGUGGAGGAUAAAAUCUCGCAUCGCGGGCCUUUCCCGCUUGAAGUCACUGAAAAUCAAACAGUGGCCGAGUUGAAAUCGCAGGUGGAGAAAGAAUUUGAGAUUCCAGUGAACGUCCAGAGGUGGAUUUUGGGCAAGGAGUUGGCCACUGACGAUAACUCGACUCUGAAGGAUCAUAAAAUUACAACAGAGAGGUGUCCUGUGUUUUUGUAUCUUGUGGCCCCUGACGCGAAAACGGGCGCCGAAAGUAAAAUUGGCAAGAGUGAGGAGGUGCCAAGUACGUCCAAGGAGAAAGUUGCCGUGAAUCGGAUUCCGAAAAUCGUUGAUGUUAUUCCAAAAAUCGUCCAAGAGAAGAAAAGUCUAGUCGAACCUACCACAAGUCAAACGGGGAAUGAAGACCCCAAGUUGGCGCAACCGGAAGACGACUUGGAAGAUUACGACUCGAAAACGCUCAAACCGGGGGAGUGGGAGUGCCAUUUGUGCACGCUUCUGAACCCAAUUUCGAGCAACAUAUGCGCCGUUUGUGCCACCGUGAGGCAGAAAGACUUGUCCCCUGUGAAGCGCUCUUCGAAGAAAAAGCUUCCCCAGCCCCAAACCGACCAAACCUACCUCCAGUUAGUCAAUUUAGAUAAUAAGGAUUUGGUCGAAAACCGCGAUCCUUUCGAAUGCCUUGUCUGUUUCAUGGAAAUCGCACCCGGUGACGGUGUGACGUUACGAGAGUGUUUGCACCAGUUUUGCAAAUUUUGUUUAGCUCACACUGUAGAAUAUACCGAAGAUGCGGAAGUGAAGUGUCCCUACAGGGACGAGCAGUACUCCUGCAAUAUCGCUCUGCAGGAUCGCGAAAUCAAAGCUUUGGUCACACCGAAAAUCUACGAACACUACCUUGCCAAAUCGGUGGCUGAGGCUGAAAACAAAAUCGGGAAAAGCUUCCACUGCAAAACCCCCGACUGUAAGGGUUGGUGCAUUUUUGAAGACAAUGUGAACGAGUUUCGGUGUCCCGUUUGCAGGAAAAUCAAUUGUCUGACGUGUCAGGCAAUUCAUUCCGGGUUGAAUUGUAAGCAAUAUCAGGAAAAAAUGACUGAGGAAUCUGAAGUCGAUGAAGACGCUCGCAGGACUAAAGAAAUGGUCAAUGAAAUGGUGAAGAAUGGUGAAGCUUUAACUUGUCCAACUUGCCAAGUGAUAUUAAUGAAAAAAUGGGGCUGUGAUUGGGUCAGAUGUUCGAUGUGUAAAACUGAGAUUUGUUGGGUGACUCGGGGGCCGCGCUGGGGGCCCGGAGGGAAAGGGGACACCUCAGGGGGGUGCCAGUGCGGGGUCAAUGGAAUCAAGUGCCAUCCAAAGUGUAGUUAUUGCCACUAAAUCGUUUCCUUCGAGCAUUUGUAAUAAUUAAGCAAGUAAUGUUUCUAGCGUUUUUAAUGAAGUACUUAUAGAUAUAAUAUAAGUAGGAAUUGACUGAUGCCUGACAAACUGCCUUGUAUAACAUUAUAAAUAAAUAAUGUAAAAAAGCU
Messenger RNA from Tribolium castaneum (red flour beetle), 3993 nucleotides. RefSeq lists its product as uncharacterized. Bases 176 to 3844 code for a protein of 1222 amino acids. Lineage: Eukaryota; Metazoa; Arthropoda; Insecta; Coleoptera; Tenebrionidae. The record is from RefSeq and is a predicted model, not a curated record. The transcript is spliced from 5 exons. Gene Ontology annotation, cellular component: ubiquitin ligase complex. Gene Ontology annotation, molecular function: ubiquitin-protein transferase activity; ubiquitin binding. Gene Ontology annotation, biological process: protein linear polyubiquitination; proteasome-mediated ubiquitin-dependent protein catabolic process.